UCGGCGAGGUAUGUGUCUAGACACCGGAGUUUCGAUUAAAUAAAAAAAGAUACUUACAGAAACCAAACACCUGAGCGUUUUCUUUUCCCGCCGGCUGCUAUUUACCAACGGUCGUUUCUCGCGCCAUCAGCUGUUUGAAUUGCCGCCUCACGCAGGAUUGCAGCGCCCUGCUCUUCGUAAACAUUCGUGAAUGGAAAGCGAUUGCAGAGCAGACAUACAUCUUGUCAAGCGUUUCUCGAAUCCUCUGCGGUUUUGUGAUCGAUUCGCUGGAUCCUCUUGCAUCCUUUGAGGGAAGAUGGAGACCUUCUUCGCAGAGGGUUCUCGAGUGUGGGUGAAUCAUAAAGAUCAGCUGGUUCCGUCUACAGUGAACUCUUGUGGAGAUGGAACCCUGGUGCUCACCACCGAUUACGGGGAGGCGGUGUACCUGCAGCAGGCGGAGGUGAACAGGGAGAAGGUGUCCCCCAUGCACCAGAGCAGCAUUGAUGGAGUGGAGGACAUGUCCACCCUGGCAGAGCUCCAUGAGGCCGCCAUCAUGCACAACCUUCAUCAGCGAUACCAGAAAGACAACAUCUAUACUAACAUAGGUUCUAUCCUGGCGGCCGUGAAUCCUUAUAAGCAGAUCAAAGGACUGUAUGAUCUCUCCGCAGUGGAGCUGUACAGCCAGCAUCAUUUGGGCGAGCUGCCGCCACAUAUCUUUGCUAUUGCCAAUGAGUGCUACCGCUGCUUAUGGAAGAGACAUGAUAGCCAAUGUGUGCUAAUAAGUGGUGAAAGUGGAGCUGGGAAAACAGAGAGCACCAAACUACUGCUACAGUUCCUGUCUGUCAUGAGCCAAAACUCUGCCGGGACGCCGCCUACGGAGAAGAUUACAUGCGUGGAGCAAGCCAUCGUACAGAAUUUGCUUGAAAAGAAUCGAGUGGUAAGGCAGAAUCCAGGGGAGAGAAACUACCAUAUCUUUUAUGCUUUGCUGGCCGGGGCAAGCAAAAGCCAAAAGGAGACAUAUUUUCUGGAAGACUCCCCUGAGUUAUUUCACUACCUGAGUCAGUCAGGAUGUGUGAAGGACCGCAGUCUUGAUGACAAGCAGCUUUUUGAUGAUGUCAUGGAGGCUCUGAAGGACAUGGAGUUCACAGAGGAAGAGAUCAGAGAUAUGUUUAAACUGCUGUCUGGAGUUCUGCAGCUUGGCAAUGUGGAGUUCAUGACAGCAGGGGGUGCUCAGAUCACCACCCAACAGGUUGUCGCUAAUGUGAGCGAGCUCCUGGGUCUGGACAGUUUUCAGUUGUCUGAGGUUCUGACCCAACGUUCCAUGAUCCUCAGAGGAGAAGAGAUCUGCUCUCCUCUUACAGUGGAACAGGCAAUAGAUUCCCGGGAUUCGGUUGCCAUGGCACUUUAUUCUCAGUGUUUCUCGUGGAUCAUCAUGCGAAUUAAUCAGAAGAUAAAGGGCAAAGAUAAUUUCAAGUCUAUUGGAAUCUUGGACAUCUUCGGUUUUGAGAACUUUGAGGUGAACCGUUUUGAGCAGUUCAACAUUAACUAUGCUAAUGAGAAACUGCAAGAAUAUUUCAACAAACACAUCUUCUCUCUGGAGCAACUAGAGUACAACAGGGAAGGCAUUCACUGGGAAGCCAUUGACUGGAUGGACAAUGCAGAAUGUCUGGAUCUGAUUGAGAAGAAAUUGGGCAUGUUAGCACUGAUUAACGAGGAGAGCCGAUUUCCCAAAGGCACUGACUUCACCUUGCUGGAGAAACUGCAUGGCAGACACUCUACUAAUCCCUAUUAUGUGAAACCCAGACUGGCAGACCAUCAGUUUGGAAUAAAACACUAUGCUGGAGAGGUCUUGUAUGAUGUGAGGGGGAUUUUAGAGAAGAACAGAGACACAUUUAGAGAUGAUAUACUGAACAUGCUGAAGGAUAGUAGAUUGGAUUUCAUCUAUGACCUGUUUGAGCAAGUGAGCAGCAGAAAUAAUGAGGAGACCUUGAAGAUGGGCACGGCAAGAAAAAAGCCAACUCUCAGCUCACAGUUCAGAGACUCUCUUCAUGCCCUAAUGGCCACUCUAAGUGUAUCCAACCCCUUUUUUGUGCGUUGCAUAAAACCCAACAUGGACAAGAUCCCAAAUAAGCUUGACCCGGAUGUGGUUCUCAAUCAAUUGCGGUACUCUGGCAUGUUGGAGACAGUGAAGAUUCGCAGAGCUGGAUUCCCUGUCCGACGCACCUUUAAAGACUUCUUCAGCAGGUAUACGAUUAUCCUGAAGGAGAAGGAAAAGGCUGCUGUGGCUUCAAAUGGAGAUGAGAAAAAGAAGAGCACAGAUUUGCUGACACUCCACAGCAGGACGAAAAAGGAUUGGCAGAUUGGGAAGACCAAGGUGUUUCUGAAGGAACCCCUAGAACAGAAGCUGGAGAAGCAGAGAGAUAAAGAGCGAAGCAAAGCUGGACUGAUUAUACGAGCCUAUCUUCUGCGAUAUAUAGCAAGAAAGAACUUUAAGAAGGCUCUGGACAGCAUUGUGACCAUCCAGAAGAACUACCGUGCACAUCUCUAUCGACGUCGGUUUCAACGGAAACGCUCAGCUGCCCUUGUUCUCCAGAAACACAGGCGAGGGCAAGUGGCAAGAGGAGUCUUCCACAAACUACAAGAGGAGAAGAGGAAGAAAGAGGAGGAGGAAAGGAAAACGAAAGAGGAAGAGGAGAAGAAAACAGAGGGAGACCAUGAAAAGAGAAAUGAAGAGGAAAUGGAAGGAGGAAAAGGGGCAGCAGAGUUUAUCUCUUCCAUAGCUGGCUUGAUGAUCCCGUGGCGCAGGCGUUGGUGUGUUCUGAAGGACGAAACAUUCAUGUGGUUCCGCUCUAAACAGGAGUCGUUAAAGUCAGGCUGGCUGUACAAGAAGGGUGGCGGUCUAUCGACUCUCUCUCGCAGAAACUGGAAGAUGCGCUGGUUCGUUCUGCGUGACACCAAGCUCAUGUACUUUGAGAAUGACAGCGAGGAAAAGCUGAAAGGGACAAUUGAUAUCCGCUCAGCCAAGGAGAUUGUGGACAAUCAUGAGAAAGAGAAUGCUCUGAAUAUUGUGACAGAUGAGAGAACAUACCAGGUGUUUGCCGAGUCACCAGAGGAUGCCAGUGGUUGGUUUACCGUGUUGAGUCGGGUCCACAAUGCCACCCCAGAGCAGCUGCUGGAGAUGUCUCAUGAGCAGGCCAACCCAAAGAACGCUGUGGGCACACUGGAUGUUGGAUUGAUUGAUUCAGUUUGUGCUUCAGACAAUCCUGACAGGCCCAAUUCAUUUGUGAUCAUCACAGCCAAUCGUGUGAUCCACUGUAACUCCGACCUGCCGGAGGAAAUGCAUCACUGGAUCAGUCUGCUGCAGAAACCCAAAGGAGACUCCAAGAGUGAUGGACAGGAGUUUCUGGUCAGAGGAUGGCUGCACAAGGAGAUGAAGGCAGGAGCCAAAAGUUCUGCUCUCAAACUAAAAAAGCGCUGGUUUGUCUUGACAAACAACUCUCUGGACUACUACAAGUCUUCUGAACGUAAUGCAUCUAAGAUGGGCACGCUGGUUCUGAACAGCCUGUGCUCUGUGGUCCAGCCGGAGGAGAAAAAGUUUAAAGAGACAGGUUACUGGAACAUCAUAAUUCAUGGGCGUAAACAUUCAUACCGUCUGUACACCAAGAUGCUGAAUGAAGCCAUGCGCUGGGUGUCUGCCAUUCAGGGCGUCAUUGACAAUAAGGCGCCCAUUGAAACGCCCACCCAGCAACUUAUUAGGGACAUCAAGGAAAACAGUGUGAACACUGAGGCUGUGGAACUAAUGUAUCGAAGAAACCCCAUUCUGAGAUAUACCCAGCAUCCCUUACAUUCACCUCUUCUGCCACUACCAUACGGAGAGGUCAGCGAAAGCCUGCAAAAGGAGAAGGGUUAUGGAAGCCUGCAGGAUGAGGCUGUGAAGAUCUUUAACUCUCUUCAGGAAAUGGAGAUAGUUUCAGACCCUGUCGCCAUCAUCCAGGGCAUCCUGCAGACCUGCCACGAUCUGCGGCCACUGAAAGACGAGGUGUACUGUCAGCUGAUCAAACAGACCAAUCACGUGCCCCAACCCAACAGCCCUGCAAACCGCGCACACUGGCACCUGCUCACCUGCAUGAGCUGCACCUUCCUGCCCAGUCGCGCCAUCCUGCGCUACCUCCGAUUCCACUUGAAGAGAGUUAGAGAGCGCUAUCCUGGCACUGAGAUUGAGAAGUAUGCCCACUUCAUCGGUGAGUCCCUGAAGAAGACAAAGACCAGGGAGUAUGUGCCCUCUCAGGAGGAGAUCGCCGCCCUGCUGAACAGACAGGAAAUGACAACUACUGUGUACUGCCAUGGAGGAGGGUCUUGCAAGAUAUCCAUCAACUCUCACACCACAGCUGGAGAGGUUGUGGAGAAGCUGAUUCGUGGUCUGGCGAUGGAAAACAGCAGGAACAUGUUUUCUUUGUUUGAACACAAUAAGGUGGCGAGUCGGGCCAUAGAAAGCCGCGUAAUUGUGGCAGAUGUGCUCGCGAAGUUUGAGAAGUUGGCAGGUAGUGGAGAAGAGGAGGAGGAAGGGCCCUGGAGGCUAUAUUUCAAGCUCUAUUGCUUUCUUGAUGUGGAAAGCAUGCCCAAAGAGGGAGUAGAAUUUGCCUUCAUGUUUGAGCAGGCUCAUGAGAGUCUCAUCAGUGGACAUUUCCCAGCCCUUGAGGAAACCCUCCAGCACUUAGCAGCCCUGCGACUGCAGUACAUCCACGGUGACGUGGCCCGUACACCCUGGAGCCUAAGCAGCGUCUACCCUGUUGGACGACUUCGCACCCGCAUACUCCAGUCCACUAAAGCAGGGGGUGCUGGAGUACCCGGGGCUGGUAUAGUAGGGCCAGGAGGUCACACUUUAGAACGCCGGAAGACCAACUUCCUAGACGGGACGCUGAGACGCAGCUUCAAGACGGGAUCGCUGAAGAAACAGCGUGUCGAGGAGGAACAGAUGUUGGAGAUGUUUGUAAAGGAGGAGAUGUCAGCUACACUGACCAGCGUGCUGGAGAAAUGGAGCCGUCUACAGGGCAUGCCUCAGCACCAGGCCAUGCUCAACUACAUGACCAUCAUCAAAGAGUGGCCAGGAUACGGGUCCACACUGUUUGAUGUGGAGUGUAAGGAAGGAGGCUUCCCUCAUGAUCUGUGGCUGGGAGUCAGUGCUGAAAACGUCUCUGUGUACAAACGGGGUGAACCUAAACCACUCGAAACUUUCCAGUAUGAGCACAUUGUUUUCUUCGGAGCACCUCAGCCCAGCACAUACAAAAUCAUUGUUGAUGAAAGAGAGAUGUUCUUCGAGACGUCUCAGGUGGGUGAAAUCACUAAGAUCAUGAAGGCGUACAUCAACAUGAUUGUCAAAAAGCGCUGCAGUAUCAUGUCCAUCACCAGCAACAGCAGCACCUGGAUGAGGUGAUCGACAACAUAAUGUGUCCAGCAACAUAAUGUGAUGAAAGUGAAGUAUACGGCUGACCGUUACUGACCGGAGAACGAGAAGCAGAGAAGAAACAGACUUCAUCUCUACAACGAUUUAACUUAACCUACUGGAAUCCUCUGUAUACCUGUCCUAAAUACAACAGCACACGUUUAUUGCGUAUUUAUCGGACCAGUUUCACCUUUACGAAGCACAACAAAGCUUGGUAACCUGCUCACUGUUCCCUCCCCUCACUGCCAGCACCCUGAAUGAUGACCAAACGUUUCUUCUCCAUUUCAUUACCUUCUCUCCAUCUUCAGUUUUCAGUCAGUGAUGUAGUACCUAACCGACAACCACCUAUGACUCCGUAUACCGGUAGUUUUACAGAGGUGUGUAUAUUGUGCUUGUGUGUGAGAUCAGAGUUUGCACGCACACACACACAGGUGAAUGCUUUGUGGAGGACAUACAGAGCCAUUUUGUAAAGCCAUGACUGCUGGAGGCCGUUCAGAGAGCAGGAGGAGAAAGCUAUGCGUUAACAUUCCCAUACAUCUCAAUGGCAGCUGCUCAGCUGGCGCAGGACACCCCAGAAGUUGAAUUCUGCCAUCUUUGCUCAUGGCCCCUCAAUUUCACAAA
Molecule: messenger RNA, 6043 nt
Organism: Sinocyclocheilus grahami
Lineage: Eukaryota; Metazoa; Chordata; Actinopteri; Cypriniformes; Cyprinidae
Product: unconventional myosin-X-like
Exons: 37
Coding region: 296-5413 (1705 amino acids)
Biological process (GO): axon extension
Cellular component (GO): myosin complex; axonal growth cone; cytoskeleton
Molecular function (GO): protein binding; cytoskeletal motor activity; ATP binding
Source: RefSeq, a predicted model, not a curated record